UUUCAACCAAGAUACUUUGCGUACAAGUAUUUUAUUAUCUGAGGAAAAGUCUUUCGAUAAAUUGACUGAUCGAAAGACGAGAAGUAUUGUGUACAUGAAUUAUGAACUAUUCAUUUAUCUCUUCUUGCGUUCUCUCUCUCAACAAACACCACGGACAUGUGGUUACUCGUCUGCCUUUACUUUUUGGGUUUCUUGUUCAAUUUUUCCAUAACCGAUGCGACUGAAAUUCACUACCUGAAUCACAGUUGUUCAAGCAACAAAACCUUCGCUCCAAACAGCGCCUACGAAUCCAACCUCCGAACCCUCCUUCCGUCCCUAUCUUCCCAUGCCACCACUGCACAAUUCUUCAACACCACUUCGGGUGGUGGAGACGGCAAGGAAACCAUUUACGCCUCCUUCAUGUGCCGUGGCGAUGUCACCAACCACACGUGCCAAGAGUGCAUCAGAACUGCAGCCCAAAAAAUAUCCCAAGUGUGUCCCAACUCCAAAGAAGCCUUAAUUUGGUACCACGAAUGUUUGGUUCGUUAUUCGAACCGUUGUUUUUUCUCCAGCUUGGAGGAGUGGCCAAGGUUCAACUUCAUCGAUUACAAUGUAACGAAUUCAACGAACGAGAAGGGAAGCUAUGGGUUCUGGUUGUUAUCGAAAACGUUGAGUGAUGCUGUGGGUGAGGCAGCGAACGCUGGUCCCGCGGGCACCAUGAAAUUUGCAACAAAAAACGCUACCGUGUUUGGGUCCCAGGAAAUUCAUACUCUGGUUCAGUGCACGCCAGAUCUAUCAAGCGAAGAUUGCAGUGAGUGUUUGGGUGAUAUUAUGAAAGAUAUUUCUUUGUGUUGUCUCGGAAGGAUCGGUGGAAUGGUUCUAUAUCCCAGCUGUACUUUGAUGUUUGGGUCCAGACAUUUCUACAGAGACGUUAUCGUUGCUUCUAAUGCCACACAAGAAUCAUUAACUUCAGGAAAUAAAAUGAUUUCAGCUGGAGGAAUUGUUACGGUUGUCAUCUUUCUUGGCUUCACAAUGCUAAUCUCUUUUCACUGUUAUUUCUUAUGGAGAAGAGCAAGAAAGCGCAAGUAUAAGGUUCUUUUGAAAGAAAACUUUGGUCAAGAAAGUGUCACUAUAGAAGGAUUACAAUUUGAUUUGGUCACAAUUCAAGCGGCAACAAAUAAUUUUUCAAAUGAAAACAAGAUUGGAAAAGGUGGAUUUGGAGAAGUUUACAAGGGCAUCUUAUCUUGUGGACUACAUAUAGCAGUAAAAAGAUUAUCACAAAGUUCUACACAAGGUUCCAUUGAAUUUAAGAAUGAGGUUUUAUUAAUAGCCAAACUGCAACACAGAAACCUCGUGGAGCUAAUAGGUUUUUGUCUAGAGGCACAAGAAAAGAUACUUGUAUACAAAUUCAUGCACAAUGGGAGUCUUGAUAAAUUUCUAUUUGGUUUGAUGCUUCAUCUUACACUCUUGAAAUUUAGCAUUUCUUUCAUACAGUAUAUGAGGCUUUUAAAUAUUUGUUUGCCAACUUUCCUCAUUCACUUAGUAAACAUUGCAGGUCAUCAACAAAAAAUGUUGAGUUGGUCCCAACGUUUCAAAAUUAUAGAAGGAAUUGCUCGAGGAAUUCUUUAUCUACAUGAACAUUCUCGACUUAAAGUUAUACAUCGUGAUAUCAAACCUAGUAAUAUUUUGUUAGAUGAAAAUAUGAAUCCUAAAAUAUCAGAUUUCGGUAUGGCUAGAAUUAUGGAAAUAGACCAAGAUCGUGCAAAGACCAGACGUAUAGUUGGAACAUAUGGUUAUAUGUCACCAGAAUAUGCAAUGUUUGGACAAUUUUCUGAAAAAUCAGAUGUUUUUAGUUUUGGAGUUAUGAUUUUAGAGAUUAUUACAGGAAAAAAGAACACAAGUUCUCGUGAAUCACGUUACAUGCCAAAUGGACUCAUGAGCUAUGUUUGGAGAAAAUGGAUGGACAAAACACCAUUGAGCAUAUUAGACCCAUUGUUGGAAGAAAAUUAUUCUAGAGUUGAAGUAAUUAGGUGUAUUCAUAUUAGUUUAUUAUGUGUUCAAGAAAAUAAAAAUAUUAGACCUACAAUAGCAGAUAUUGUUUCAUAUCUCGAUGGUCGCCACACGAUUGAAUUUCCAUUUCCACAAGAACCAGCAUAUUUGUUGUUGGACAAGAUGGAUACAAAAAUAGUCUCAAAACACUAUUCUAUUAAUGAGAUGUCCGUCAGUACAUUUUAUGCUCGAUAAUAAGUUAAUUCAACAUUUUGAUAACAUUUUU
Vigna radiata var. radiata (mung bean) is the source of this 2254-nucleotide messenger RNA. Its product is annotated as cysteine-rich receptor-like protein kinase 25. The transcript has 6 exons. Gene Ontology annotation, biological process: protein phosphorylation. Bases 157 to 2223 code for a protein of 688 amino acids. The record is from RefSeq and is a predicted model, not a curated record. Gene Ontology annotation, molecular function: ATP binding; protein kinase activity. Lineage: Eukaryota; Viridiplantae; Streptophyta; Magnoliopsida; Fabales; Fabaceae.